Babjeviella inositovora NRRL Y-12698 is the source of this 3260-nucleotide messenger RNA. It is a transcript of the gene HMG1, whose product is annotated as hydroxymethylglutaryl-CoA reductase (NADPH). The record is from RefSeq and is a predicted model, not a curated record. The transcript has a single exon. The coding region runs from base 178 to 3204 and encodes 1008 amino acids. Gene Ontology annotation, biological process: isoprenoid biosynthetic process; coenzyme A metabolic process; ergosterol biosynthetic process. Gene Ontology annotation, molecular function: protein binding; hydroxymethylglutaryl-CoA reductase (NADPH) activity. Gene Ontology annotation, cellular component: endoplasmic reticulum membrane; peroxisomal membrane. NCBI's taxonomy places the organism in Eukaryota, Fungi, Ascomycota, Pichiomycetes, Serinales.
CUUUCUCGGUGUCAAUCCCUAGUACACAAGGUUCCUUGCAUAUAUAUUAUUUGGCUUCAACGUAAGUAGAUUAGGUCUGUGUGCCAGCUUGAAAGAGAAAGCUUACCGGGCAGAGCUGUACUUGGCGGCUAACAUGCCGUUUUAACACCAAAUCGAUACUAACCCUCCAGAGGUAGAAUGCAAAGCUUUGUCACGAAAACCGUGGGUGCGUUGGCCUCUUUUUUGGCCGAGGUUUCGGCACACAAACCGAUCCACGUGAUUCUCCUCACCACCUUGGUUGUUUCCGUGGCCUACCUCUCUGUCUUUGAGGAGUACGUUGGCCGCGGGAUCUCCUACAAUGACGUUUCCUUCUACCACGCCCCUGGCUCCGACGACUACAACGGCUGGGAGCAGAUUAGCGACUGGAGCUUGCACCCAGAUGCCAACCACUUGGCGAUCACUUCGCUCAAAUUCAAGAGCGUCGGCGAGCGCCUGAUUCCGUCCAUCAAUGGCACUUUCCAAGGCUUUGCCGCCUCGGAACGCGUCUUGAUCGUCAACUACGACGAAAUCUCCUCCGUUGGUGAUAUCCUGUCCGGGGAAACUACCUGGAAGAUCCGUCACCAUCACGGGAUCAACAAGUACGCGGAGUGUUUACGCUCAGUCCUUGACAAGUUGAAGAGCUUGAUACGCGGUGCGGAAACCUUUGACAUCGCCUUGAUCACCCUUGCUUACUUGGUGAUGAUGAACAAUGUCAUUACUGUGUUCUUCGACAUGCAGAAACAGGGCUCCAAGUUCUGGAUGGCUUUUGUCACCCUCUUGUCCUCCACCUUUGCCUUUAUCUUGGCGCUCGCUACCUGUACCAAGAUCUUGGACGUCCAGAUUCCGUUCCUCAGCAUCACUGAAGGCGUUCCAUUCCUCGUUGCCAUUGUCGGUUUCAAGAACAAGACUCUCCUUACCUCCGCCAUUUUGAGACAGUCGCAAGUCUUAGACGUUCGCUCAUUGAUCAGCAAGGCCGUGUACGAAAACACCGGCAAGAUUACCAGAGACCACUUUGUUGUUGGUCUCUCCUUCUUCAUCUGCUCGCUCUACGCCACCCAGUUCGAAGGUCUCCGUGUCUUUUCCCUUUUGAGUGCCCUCAUCUUGGCCAAUGACUUGCUCUUGACCUUCACCUUCUACGCUGCCUGCCUUGCGUUGAAACUCGAGAUCGGCAUCAUCCGUGUGAGAUCUGACUUCAAGUCCCAGCUCGAGGAAGACGGCAUCUCCGCCUCGGUGGCCGACAGCGUCACUAGGGCCGAUGAAAAAUUGUCGUUGUCAAGCGGGGCCACUGUGAUUUCCCUCAAGGUUGCUCUCCUCGCGUCUGUUUUCGCUACCCACGCUUACUGGUUAGGUACCAAGUGGAUAAACGGUAACGACGACACCGAUCUCUCCUCCCUCACCGCUGCCGUCGCCGGCUUGUCUAAGGCUGCUGUCAAGCAUGUCUCCGUUGGUCCUUCCGGUACCAUUGUCACCGUAAUGCCAAGCCGUAUCUAUGUGCCCUCCGGUGCCUUCUUGCAAACCACCGACGUUUGCUUCUACUUGUUGGAGAAGGUCAGUGCUUCGAUCAGAGACCCGCUUAUCUCCAAGUUCUUGCUCUUUGCUUUUGCCUUUUCCGUCACCAUAAACGCCUACUUCCUCAAUGCAGCUCGUGCCACUUCUAUUCCUGCUUCAAAGGACAUCUCCAGAGCCAAGUCUUCCCGUAGAGCCUCCAAGUCGGUUGCUUCCGUUCCGGUCAUGACCCCACCACAAGAGUUCCUCGUCAAGGAAUCCUCCCUUGUCAGCGAUGAAUCUAGCGACGAAGAGUCCGAAGACGGCCCGUUCGAGCCCCGCAGUGUGGAGGAGUGUACCGAUAUCUUAAAGGCCGGUAAUGUCAAACAAUUACACAACAACGAGGUUGCGUCGUUAGUUGUUGCUGGGAAGCUUCCGCUCUACGCGUUAGAAAAGCAACUAGCUGAUAACACCAGGGCUGUUGUUGUUCGUCGUAAGGCCAUUGCUAAGUUGGCCAACGCUUCGGUUUUGGACACUGCUCGUCUCCCGUACAAGGGUUACGACUACGAUCGCGUGUUUGGUGCCUGUUGUGAAAACGUCAUCGGUUACAUGCCGAUUCCUGUCGGUGUUGCAGGUCCAAUGAUCAUUGACGGAAAGCCGUACCACAUCCCAAUGGCUACCACUGAGGGCUGUCUUGUUGCUUCCACCAUGCGUGGCUGUAAGGCCAUCAACGCUGGUGGUGGUGUUGAAACUGUUUUAACCAAGGAUGGUAUGACGAGAGGCCCCUGUGUGACCUUCGCAUCGCUUGCCCGUGCUGGUGCCGCCAAGAUCUGGUUGGACUCCGAAGAGGGCUCCAACACUAUCAAGAAGGCGUUCAACUCGACGUCUCGUUUUGCCCGUCUCCAGAACAUCCAAACCGCGUUGGCGGGUACUUUGUUGUUUAUCCGUUUCACCACUACUACUGGUGAUGCCAUGGGCAUGAACAUGAUCUCUAAGGGUGUCGAAUACUCUCUUAAGUAUAUGACCGAAGAAGCUGGUUGGGAUGACAUGGAGGUCAUCUCUGUUUCUGGUAACUACUGUACCGACAAGAAGCCUGCUGCGAUCAACUGGAUCGAGGGUAGAGGUAAGAGUAUUGUGGCCGAGGCCCGUAUCCCUGCUGACGUUGUCAGAAAAGUACUCAAGUCCGACGUGGAUGCCUUGGUGGAGUUGAACAUCAGCAAGAACCUUAUCGGCUCCGCAAUGGCUGGUUCUAUCGGGGGGUUCAACGCUCACGCUGCGAAUUUGGUAACGGCGGUGUAUCUCGCGACCGGUCAAGAUCCAGCGCAGAACGUGGAAUCCUCCAACUGUAUCACCUUGAUGAAAAAUGUCGGCGGUGACUUGGUCAUUUCCGUAUCCAUGCCGUCCAUUGAGGUCGGUACUAUCGGCGGUGGUACUAUUUUGGAGCCACAGGGAGCCAUGUUGGACUUGUUAGGUGUCCGUGGCCCACACCCAACCGAGCCGGGUGCCAAUGCCAGACAGUUGGCCAAGAUUGUAGCCUCCGCUGUGUUGGCUGCCGAGCUUUCGUUGUGUUCUGCCUUGGCUGCUGGCCACUUGGUCCAAAGUCAUAUGCAGCACAACCGCAAGGGUGCUGUCGCUGCCCCUGCCGCCCCUCAGGACGUUGCUCGUCUCCAAGAGGGUGCUAAAAUUUGCAUGAAGGGUUAAAACCUCUGGUCUAAAAUCUCAUUUCAUACCUUCUAAAAUUACUAAUUUAAUUCAUC